Molecule: messenger RNA, 711 nt
Organism: Odontomachus brunneus
Lineage: Eukaryota; Metazoa; Arthropoda; Insecta; Hymenoptera; Formicidae
Exons: 2
Coding region: 1-711 (236 amino acids)
Source: RefSeq, a predicted model, not a curated record
AUGGCGAAUCUUCGAGACCGUGACAAUCACUGUAAAAAGAAAAUAUGGCCAAAGAGAACUUUGUUUGAACCAGGUUCAAACAACAUCAUUGUUAACCUUUUGGUUGAUCCAAAGAAAGUAUUGCUCCCAUCUCUUCAUAUAAAACUUGGUCUAAUGAAGCAGUUCGUCAAGGCUCUCAAAGGAGAAGGAAAAUGCUUCGAAUAUUUAGGAAAACAAUUCCCAGGAAUAUCUGAUGCAAAACUGAAAGAAGGCAUUUUCGAUGGAUCACAAAUUCGAAAAAUGUUGAAGGAUGAGAAUUUCAUCAAGUCAAUGAAUCAGAAUGAGAAGGCUGCGUGGAUUAGUUUUAAGAAAGUUGUACAGAACUUUCUGGGCAAUCAUAAAAGUGAUGACUACGAACAAAUAAUAGCGGAUAUGGUGAAAAACUUAGGAAAAUUAGGAUGUUUGAUGAAUCUCAAGCUGCACUUUUUGAAUUUUCAUCUCGAUUAUUUCCCAAUGAAUUUAGGAGACUAUAGUGAGGAACAAGGAGAACGAUUUCACCAAGAUCUAAAAGUAAUGGAACGUCGCUAUCAAGGGAGAUGGGGUAUAAAUAUGAUGGCUGACUACUGUUCGACUUUGAAAAGAGAAAAUGUACGAAAAGGAGUCAAACGUAAAAGAAAGCCACUCCAUAGAUCCUUUGAGGAUAAAAGAGUUAGAUACUAUAGGAAAAAGUGA